AUGAUUCGUUUGCUUUUCAACACUCCUGUCGUCGUGCCUAUCACGCUUUGCAAGGGGAAUUUCUCCGGAUAUGAUCAAUUGCAGCUCUCCGAUGAGCCAAAUGAGUGCUUUAUUCGGGAUUCAAAAGGGCGACGAAGACUACGAAAGAUACGUGACUCUUCUGUACCUCAACUUUUCCUCAAAACGGACACCAUUCGCGAGGUGAUGAUCGUUGUGAAAGAGGUUGACGUUGAGAAAUUGACACUGCGGGAAACAAGCUAUUCACCUUUCACCCCGGGCGGUUAUUUGAGUUCAUUCUUGGAGAAAUCUCUAUCGAAAAUGGGAUCGGUGAAGACGUUGAAUGUUCAUAUUGAUAUGAUGAUUGAGAAUUUCAAGAAUAUAUGUCUCCCCUGCCCGAUGGAAGAUCUUUUCUUCGCUUUGGAGCACUUGAGUGGCGCCUCUUUUGAGACAUUUAUACAAAUUUCUCUGUGCUGUGCUGAGUUCAACGAAUCGGAUGUGUUUACGAGAAAUUUCUUGAUCUCAGGCAUGGAAAAAGCGUUGAAAGCCGCACAUCAACGAGAGGCCGAGGGGCAAUUCGUCGUUGAGCCGCUUGAGGGCUACGUCGACAUCACCGUUCAAAAGGGGAAUGUCGAGUACUCGUUUGCUUUUUUCUAUUACAAUCCAUCAAUUUGUGAUGCAACUGAAGAUGAUGUUGAUGAGGGAAAUGAAGAAAAUGGAGAGAAUGAAGAGAAUGAAAAAAAUGAAGAGGAUCUCGAUUCCCUAAGCUCCCUAAAAGCUCCAAUUGCUCAAUGCUCCUUGAAAACGUUGGGUAAACGGGAAAACGAUUCUCCGAGUUUGACUCCCUCAAAGAAAUCCCGGCUUGAUGAAGAGCUCAAGUUG
Molecule: messenger RNA, 879 nt
Organism: Mesorhabditis belari
Lineage: Eukaryota; Metazoa; Nematoda; Chromadorea; Rhabditida; Rhabditidae
Source: the annotation of a GenBank genome assembly